Phycodurus eques (leafy seadragon) is the source of this 6392-nucleotide messenger RNA. It is a transcript of the gene topbp1, whose product is annotated as DNA topoisomerase II binding protein 1. The transcript is spliced from 28 exons. NCBI's taxonomy places the organism in Eukaryota, Metazoa, Chordata, Actinopteri, Syngnathiformes, Syngnathidae. The record is from RefSeq and is a predicted model, not a curated record. Bases 359 to 4894 code for a protein of 1511 amino acids. Gene Ontology annotation, biological process: DNA replication initiation; mitotic DNA replication checkpoint signaling; mitotic G2 DNA damage checkpoint signaling.
UAGUGGCGCGAAUAACAAGGCGAACUUCUGAAUGUAUUCAACCAAUUAAGGAAAACAAAGAAGGAAAUGCCAAUGUAGUCGGCACAUUCGCGACAAAUUACCCUCAAGUACGAACUAUUACAAGUGAUAUUUUAUCAAAUCUAGUUAUUUAUAUUAAGAAUUUAGCUAACCGGUAACUGGCUGCUACCAUCGAGUAAUUUUCCGUAAAGUUAGCACGGGCUGUGCGUGACAGUGAGCAGCAGCAACACUUUCUAUAAUUCUAUUUUCACCCAGUUCGGGGGAAAAAAUGGAGCUGGUCUGACUACAAUUUAAGUAAGUUAUCCAGUCAGUUAAUUGUUGACGGUCUUCGAGACCCCGGAUGAGGUUGGACAUCAUGUCCAAAGGCGACAAGGAGGGCUUUAUUGUCAAAUUUGUUGGAAGUAAAGGACAGACAUCAGAGUAUGCUGCCAAAGCUUAUGAGGCUAUUAUGGAGCUGCAGUCGGAAAAGUACCUCAAGAAGAUCGACGAGGAAGCUGUGUUAAAGAUGGACCAGAAGGACAAGUCCCUCUUUGUUUUCAGUGACUUUGACACUCCUGCCUUCCAGCACUGCAAGAAUCUCGGCUGCCGGAUCGUGAGUCCGCUGGUGGUGGUGUUCUGCUUGCAGCAGCAGCGUUGCGUACCCAAAGCGGAGAAGCCGGUCUACAAUAUGGCCAUGGACGACAUCACCGUCUCCUGCACAAGCCUGGAUAAAACGACUCGGGCCGAGGUGAUGAAUUUGGUGCAGCUCAUGGGCGGGCGUGUCUAUCUCGACCUCAACGUGUCCGUCACCCACCUGAUUGCUGGUGAGGUGGGCAGUAAAAAGUACCUGGUGGCCGCCAGCCUGGGCAAACCCAUCCUGCUCCCUUCCUGGGUCAAAGAGUGCUGGGAGAGCUCUCAAAACAGUCUGUUCAGGUACACGGAGCUGCCCUUGGAGGGCCACCUGUGCCCGGUGCUGCGGGGCUGCACCGUGUGCGUGACAGGUCUCUCCAGCACCGAGCGCAAAGAAGUGCAGCGUCUGUGCGAGCAGCACGGGGGCCGCUACACCGGCCAGCUCAAAAUUAACGAGUGCACCCACCUCAUCGUCAACGAAACCUCAGGUCAGAAGUAUGAGUGCGCACGCAAAUGGAAUGUGUACUGCGUGGCUCUGCACUGGCUCUUCGACAGCAUCGAAAAAGGCUCCUGUCAGGACGAGUCCCGCUACGCCGUGGAGCGCCGGACCUCCAAAAGCAGCCAGCCAAACACGUCCACGCCCACCGGCUCCGGCCAGAAGGAAGAGGGUCCUUCUCUGCUGGGUUUGAGCCACAUCUCUGUCAACACCAGCGUGACAAUAAAUGAUACGGCCCUCACGAAUGGAACCGUCAGCCGGGUGGAAGCUCCGGACCCGAUCGAAAGUCUGGAUCUGACCGUGUGCCCCGCAGAGGACGUCCUGGACGGCUGUAAGCUUUAUCUCUGCGGCCUGCCUGUGAAGAAGCUGGACAAGCUGCGUCGCCUGGUGAACGCCGCAGGGGGUCUUCGCUUCAACCAGCCCAGCGAGGAGCUCACACAUGUGGUCAUGGGAGAACCAGACCAGGACCUCAAGACUUUCCUGUCCAGAGCAACUCACAGACCUCACGUGGUGACAGUCCAGUGGCUGUUGGACAGCUUCUCCAAAGGCCGCCUCCUCCCAGAAGAAGACUUCCUCCACCUCGACUGUCUGCCUCCCGCUCCUGCAGAGGUGUUGUCCACGCCGGCCUCCAGGUCCUCGGUCGGACCCCCCGCCGCCAGUCCCAGCACACCAAAACUGAAGCAAGCGGAGGAGGACCUACUCUCGCAGUACAUGGAUGAUGACAUGACAGUUAUUGACGUGGCGCCAGCAGCCGAGAUCGAGAGCAGGAGGUCCAUCAGCUUGCCCGCCGAGCAGUCCUGGACCCUCAACCACGGGGCCAGACCACAGUCAGACUACACUGUGCAGGAGGCCAGUGAGGCGGGUCUCUUUGCCGGAAAACGAUUCCUCUUGCAGGGCUUCGGCGCCGAGGCCGAGGCUCAACUUUCCCUGUUGGUGAGGGAGAACGGAGGUCGGGUGCUGGCGAGCCGCACGCGUGCCGUAGCUGACUACGCCGUGGUGCCUCUGCUGGGCUGUUCUGUGGAGGCCACGGUGGACGAGGUGGUCACUGAUACAUGGCUGGCUAUGUGUGUGGAGAGGGAGUGCCUCCUGGAGCUUUACUCCAAUCCUCUCUUCACUCCCGUUCCCGUGAUGGAUGGACAUUUCCCUCUCAAGGAUUGCAUCCUUUCUUUCAGCCAGUUCACAGGAGCCGAGAGGGAGUCCUUGGUGGAGCUGGCCAAGCACCUGGGAGCCAAUGUCCAGGACUACUUUGUGCGCUUGGCCAACCCCAAAAAAGGAAUGCUGGCCAGCACUCACCUGGUGCUGCAGAGCCCUGACGGCACCAAGUACCAGGCGGCCAAGAAGUGGAGUCUCCCGGCAGUCACCAUGCACUGGAUCAUGGCGUCGGCGAGGACCGGCCAGAGGGUGGCCGAGGAGCGCUUCCUGAUUGACCUUCCACCUUCUCCUGAGAGGGAGGAGGAGAGUUUUGUCGCCGCCUCCCAGAGGACGUCCAUGCCGGCACCGGCCCAACCGGCGCGCUCCUUUCCGGACAUCCCGCUGCUAGGUUUUCAGAGCGGCAAGGCGGUCACGCCGCUGGAUUUGGGACGCUUUCAGAGCAAAAUGUUCCACUCCGUGUUGGACGAGAUGAAGUCGAAAAAAGACGUGGCCACGCCCAAGCAAAGCCAGGAGGACGGCCGCAGGAAGCAACUCUGCAAGGAGCCCUCGCUGCAGCUGGACACGCCGUCCCGGUUCCUCAGCAGGGAUCAGCUCUUCAGGCCCUCAUUCAAUGUUAAGGAUGCCUUAGAGGCACUUGACACUCCAGGUGGGAGAUCCAACCCCAACGAGAGUGCGGAGACGCCGCUGACGGACCUCAUCAACAGGAACAUGAAGGUGGCGCUGGCCAACAGCGCCCGCGCCAGCGAUGUCGCCAACAUGCAAGCGGUUUCUGCCAGCCCCGAGCUCAGCACCACCAGGAAGGAGGCUGUACAAAAGGAGGCCGGCCUGCUGAGUGGCAUUGUGAUCUGCGUGGGGAAGAAGCUUAGCAAGAUGCAAAGCGAACUGUACGCCAUGGCCGCCUCGCUCGGAGCAGACUUCAGAUGGGCCUGCGACGAUACCGUCACCCACUACAUCUACCAGGGCCGAGUGGGUGACAACAGUCGGGAAUACCGAGGCAUGAAGGAGAGGGGGCUGCAUGUGGUCUCGCAACACUGGUUGAAAGCUUGCGCCGAGGAGCAAAGGCACGUCUCGGAGUCUCUUUAUCCUUUCACCUACAACCCCAAGAUGAGCCUGAACCUCAGUCAGGUUCCCAGCAGCUCGCAGAGGUCUCCGCCUGUCACGCGACCACAACUACGAGACAUCACCGAGGCCACGGAUGACAACGUGGGCCCAAAUGAUUCUGAGCUCAAGGCAGUAGAAGACCCUUCUACCUCUCACCACACAAGCGACGGAAGCGAAGAUCAAGACGGCCUUGCAGACAAGAAUGAUAUUUCAGAGGCGCUGGAGAUGAGAGAGAACCUGCAAAGAGCGCUCCAAGAGAUCAUGUCUGCCACCAAAAAGACGACCGGCAGGCGGAUGUCGGUGCGGCUCAGUCGGACGGCGUCCGCCGGCGCCGACUCUGCCCCCAACACUCCUAGCGGCAGCAGGCGCACUCUAGAAGCGUUAAGGGUCUCCCGCGCAGCUGCUCUGGAUCUCAACACGGAGCCCUCCCAGAGCGAGCAGAUCGUUUGGGACGAUCCGACAGCCAGGGAGGAGAGGGCCAAGCUGGCCGACAACCUACAGUGGCCCGGUAGUCCUUCGCAGCACUCGGAGCCUCAGGCGCCACCCCCGCCGACCGCAGUGCAGCACGACGCGCAACUCAAGGACUCCAUGACCGACUCUGACCUGGUGGAGAUGGAGGCUUGUGAUGUCAUCGACCAGCAAAUGGGCAAGAAGGGCUCAGCGCUCCCGCAGGAGGAGCCGCGGAAUAACAUCCUGACUCCCGAAGCCCCCAGCAUCGCGAUCCCCACGGUAGCUCCUGAGCCAGAGGAGGAAAGUGAAGAAGUGAAGACGCCGCCCAGAUUCCAGCUGUCCUCCCUCAGUCCUCAGGAACGCAUCGAUUACAGUCACCUCAUCGAAGAGCUCGGUGGCGUCAUUCUGGACAAGCAGUCGUUUGACCCCAGCUGCUCCCACAUCAUCGUAGGCACACCCCUUCGCAACGAAAAAUACCUGGCAGCCAUGGCGGCCGGCAAAUGGAUCCUGCAUCGCUCAUACCUGGAGGCUUGCCGUUCUGUGGGCCGCUUCAUACCGGAGGAGGACUACGAGUGGGGCAGCAGCUCCAUCCUGGACGCGUUGCCCUCCAUCACCUCGCAGCAGAGGCGCUUAGCGUUAGCUGCCAUGCGCUGGAGGAAAACCUUGCGGGGACCCACGGAACAGGGCGGAGCCUUCAGCGGAUGGACGGUGAUGUUGAACAUCGACCAGAGCCGAGAAGCCGGCUUCAGGCGGUUGCUGCAGUCGGGCGGGGCCCAGGUGCUGCCGAGCGCCUCUCCUUCAAUGUACAAGGUGGCCACGCACUUGUUUGCCGACUUCAGCCGCCUGCGGCCGGGCGACUUCCGUGCGGAUGUGUCCGAGGCCUCCGCCCAAAACGUGACUUGCCUGAAGCCCGAGUACAUCGCCGACUACCUAAUGCAGGAGCCCAUCCCACCCACGGCGCUCUACCUCCUCGCCGAGAGCCCCCCCGGUGAGGCUCCCGGCACGCCGUCACUUAAACGCAAAGCGGCAGAGCGCACCUCCCGGCUGAAAAAGUCUCGACUGCACUGAAAAAAACGCCCUUUCGCUCUCAUGUUCCGCUCAUAGAAAAUAUUGUAAAUAAGAUUUGUUUUUCCUGUGAAAUAAAGUAUGCGUCGUGUCUCGGUGAGGAGACUGCAGUGUGGCUGCAGGCUGUGAUUGAUGACUCUGAGGAGGGCCCUGCACAAAAUGUCCAGUCAUGCGUUGUUAUUGGCUGCAGACAUGGUGGAUGGGCUGCAGGGGGCGCUACAUCGUCACGCUUGUGUUGCCAUGUUCGAGGUUGGUUUGCUCUUUCUUUUUUUUGUAGGCACGUGGAUUCUUCUGAUUCAUCAUUGGGUGAGACAUUUCUCAUUAUCUCACUUUAAUUAAUUGUCUUUUUGGUCCCGUUCAUCCCUUUUAAAGGCUACAGUUUGUCUCACUGUGCAGUAAACACUAGAAUGUUUUUACAUCUUGACAGUGGUGGGAAGUAGAUACUAGUUACGGUACCUUUUUUCAGAUAUUUGUAAUUGAGUAUUUUUCUGAUUACUGUUUACUUUUACGACCUACAUUUGAAAACGGAUCUGUACUUUCUACUCUUUGCCCAAAAUAGGCUUCUCACUUCUUUUAGCCCUGCAAAUGACAAAAAGUAAAACAAAAAUGAGAGAGUUAAUAUUAACUGCAGUUAAGCUUUUGAUUAAUUUUGGAGGACCGUGAACCAAGGGACCCUUAACGAGGAGAGCAACAGAUGCAGAGAACCAAGGUAUUCCUGUUCUGUGAUUUUAUUUAAGAGAAUUGUUUGUUCUUAUCAGCUCAAAAGAUUGAUUUUCAGCUUGAUAUGCCUUUACCCAUGUAUUUUUAUUUUAUUCUCCAAAGAAGAAUCUUUAUCUGGGUCUACUAAAAGUAAAAAAAUAAUGCAGUGCAUUAUGAAUUAAUUGUCGAAGUGUCAUCUGGUGUAUUUUUCGUUCAAACAAAACCGUAACAGUAAUGUGAAGAAAUAUGUAGUGCAAGAACAACAAAGUGUGUAACAACCAAUAUAAUUGAUCAAAAUAAAAUUUGCAGAGUAUUAAAUGAAUUCAACUAUACAAUAUCAUGCAAAUACCUAAAUAAUGAUGUAACUGAACAAAAGUACUUGAAACAAGGUGACACAAAUUGUAUAAGAAAUGAGGUGCUAUCUUGACUUUUGUUGAACUUUUUUUGCUUUGUAUAGCAAGCCAAAAACAUUUUGCGAAUAAGCUUCAAAUCCACUCGCUUGAGUAGAGUAGGAGGGGGGAAAAUGGAGCAACUAGGGUACUGUAAUGCCCUCACAUGUGACCAAGGUGCACUUUCAAACGUAAACGGGACAAAUACAAAAUGAGAACACUUGCGAGGAGCUGCUGUAGGCCACAACUCACACCCAGAUGCUCACAUGCAGACUAACUGGCCAAUCCGAGUCCAGCUAUUGAUGUCACUAGGCCACGCCUCUUAAAGCCACACAUCCAGCACAUAAAUACUACGGUGAUUAUACUUUCUGGCUCCAGUUUACUUCUUCACGUUCCUUUUUUAAUUUCAUUUU